Molecule: messenger RNA, 1245 nt
Organism: Metarhizium brunneum ARSEF 3297
Lineage: Eukaryota; Fungi; Ascomycota; Sordariomycetes; Hypocreales; Clavicipitaceae
Source: RefSeq, a predicted model, not a curated record
AUGUGGUCCGAUAACCAGGCCGUGGAUGAUGCAACUUAUACAUUACAGAUUGUCGCCGAGAUUGAUCGUCUUCGCUCUCAAAUCAAUGACGAGGCUGCAUGCCAAUAUGCGUCCAGGCUGAAUGGUGGUAGGAGUUGCAGUAUCGAGCACUCUUCCAAAGUUGGACCGGGCGCCCUCAUGGGAAACGCCAACUAUCAUGCCCGUAUUCGCUUCCACGACGGCUCUCCCUCAUGGCUCCUGCGAGUUCCUCGAGUUGCGAGCUUCGCCGUUGGUCUUCCCGUCUCGUUGGCAGACUAUUUAAUACUCAGCGAGUACGCAACAUUAAAAUUCCUCGAAACCACUACGGUACCGGCACCUCAAGCCUUCGGUUACGGCGUAUGCGGUAAUGGAACCGACCAUGGAGUCGGCGUGAGUUUCCUUCUCAUGCAAGAACUACCAGGAAGACCCUGGACAGGCGAGGGUGCGUCAGGCAAAGCGGCCACUGAAGACGAGAAGGCAAGGAUCUGGGGUGACCUCGCCGAAAUCAUGGUUGAGUUGGAACACCACCCCUUCCCCAAAGCUGGGUCUCUGUGCUUCCAGUUAUCCAACAUUGAAGUGUCGGCGGUAGCAAGCGACAGGUUCGUCGUCCUCACUCCCCAUGGUCCAUUUCAUAAUUCGACCGCCUAUUAUACUGCCUUCGCCGAGCAGUACUUGCAGCUGAUUGCGGAUGGCCAACUGUAUACCGAGUAUCCUGUCGAUGCGUACCUGGUGUACCGCUUUCUCAAGGACAAGGCAUCUCACCUAGCCCAACAAGGACAAGCACAAUCUCGAGAGGAAUUCUUUUUAAAGCAUGUCGACGACAAAGGCGACCACUUGCUCGUCGACGACGACCUUCACAUUACCGGUAUCAUUGACUGGCAGAUGGCACGUGUCGUACCUCGACGUGAAGCCUUUGGACCGUCACUUGUUACUGCCGACAUGAGUGCCUUGUGCCGUGGUAAGGUCUCGCUAAGUUCCGAUGAUGUUGCCUUGACGGAUGCACUGCGGCAAAGGGGCAUCUCUACCUGUGUCACAGAUGAGAAAGUGAGAAGAUUCUUCUGGGGUCUGGCCUUGGAACCCAAAUGGUCACGCGCGUUGCCGUUGGCAAGUGCUAUACUUGAAGUCUUUGGAGCCGGUCAAGACUGGACACGGUGGAGGGAGACGGCACUAAAGCAAUACGAGACUGACGGGCGCCUAAAAGGCCUCGUUGAGCGUUAUUGCCACUGA